This is a messenger RNA of Saccharomyces mikatae IFO 1815, 3426 nucleotides long. RefSeq names its product DEAD/DEAH box helicase. Gene Ontology annotation, molecular function: nucleic acid binding; ATP binding. The record is from RefSeq and is a predicted model, not a curated record. Lineage: Eukaryota; Fungi; Ascomycota; Saccharomycetes; Saccharomycetales; Saccharomycetaceae. Bases 1 to 3426 code for a protein of 1141 amino acids. The transcript has a single exon.
AUGCAAUGGAUAGGAAAAGAUCUUUUGAAAAAAUUGUCAUUCCCGUCAUGGUUAAAAAAAAAUGUACAAAAGUUUCUGACGUUUGUUGAAGACGAACCAGAUUUCCAGAGCGGACCCAUCCCUUCAAAGUAUCUUAUUCCCAAGAAAAUCAACUUGAUGGUCUACACGUUGUUUCAAGUACAUACUUUGAAAUUUAAUAGGAAAGAUUACGAUAUCCUUUCUCUUUUUUACCUCAACAGAGGAUACUAUAGUGAGUUGAGUUUUCGUGUCCUGGAACGUUGUUACGAAACUGCGAGUUCCAGGCCGAACGACAGCUCUACGAUGCGUACUUUCACCAACUUUGUUUCUGGCACGCCUAUUGUAAGGAGUCUUCAGAAAAGCACCAUAAGGAAAUAUGGAUACAAUUUGGCACCCUACAUGUUUUUGUUACUACACGUAAAUGAGCUUUCGAUUUUUUCCGCAUAUCAAGCAAGUUUACCUGGCGGUAAGAAAGUCGACACAGAGCGGCUGAAACGUGAUCUAUGCCCACGUAAACCCACUGAGAUAAAGUACUUUUCACAGAUAUGUAACGAUAUGAUGAACAAAAAAGACGGAUUGGGUGAUAUUUUGCAUAUUAUCUUGCGAGCAUGUGCGCUUAAUUUUGGGGCGGGACCCCGUGGUGGUGCUGGUGAGGAAGAAGAUCUAUCUGUUGCGAAUGAACAAUCCGUUAUUCCCUCUGUGGACGAACAUGGCUUAAAAGUAUGCAAGUUGCGCAGUCCUAACACUCCACGAAGGCUCAGAAAAACACUAGAUGCCGUGAAAGCUUUAUUGGUGUCUUCUUGUGCUUGCACCGCAAAGGAUUUAGAUAUAUUUGAUGACAACAACGGCGUUGCGAUGUGGAAAUGGAUCAAAAUUCUGUACCACGAAGUAGCACAGGAAACCGCGCUGAAGGACUCUUAUAGAAUAACUUUGGUACCUUCUUCUGAUGGUAUAUCAGUAUGUGGAAAACUGUUUAAUCGCGAGUAUGUCCGCAGCUUUUACUUUGCAUGCAAGGCUCAGUUUGACAACCUUUGGGAAGAGUUGAACAAUUGCUUUUAUAUGCCUACAGUGGUUGAUAUUGCCAGUCUCAUUUUGCGUAAUCGAGACGUGUUGUUCAGAGAGCCAAAGCGAGGAAUUGACGAGUAUCUGGAAAACGAUUCUUUUCUUCAAAUGAUACCUGUUAAAUAUCGUGAAAUUGUGCUGCCAAAGUUGAGAAGAGAUACUAACAAAAUGACCGCGGCUCUUAAAAAUAAAGUGGCUGUUGCAAUUGACGAGCUUACGGUGCCACUUAUGUGGAUGAUCCAUUUUGCCGUAGGAUACCCUUACCGGUAUCCAGAGCUUCAGCUACUCGCUUUUGCCGGUCCUCAGCGCAACGUAUACGUCGACGAUAUAACAAGGCGCAUCCAACUAUACACUGAUUAUAACAAGAACGGUUCAUCGGAGCCUCGACUAAAGACACUUGACGGACUCACUUCAGAUUACUUGUUUUACUUUGUCACUGUGCUAAGGCAAAUGCAGAUAUGUGCGCUUGGUAACAGUUAUGACGCCUUUAAACACGAUCCUUGGAUGGAUGUCGUGGGGUUUGAGGAUCCAAAUCAAGUAACAAAUCGAGAUACUUCGAGGAUAGUUUUGUAUUCCUACAUGUUUCUGAAUACCGCUAAGGGCUGUCUCGUUGAAUAUGCAACUUUUCGACAGUACAUGAGGGAACUUCCGAAGAAUGCACCUCAGAAGCUGAAUUUUCGGGAGAUGCGCCAGGGGUUGAUUGCCCUAGGGCGGCACUGCGUAGGUAGCAGAUUUGAAACAGAUUUGUACGAGUCGGCGACGAGUGAACUCAUGGCCAACCAUUCCGUUCAAACAGGGCGAAACAUUUACGGUGUGGAUUCCUUUUCGUUAACCAGUGUCAGUGGAACGACCGCCACUUUAUUGCAGGAGCGAGCUUCCGAGCGCUGGAUUCAAUGGUUAGGCCUUGAAAGAGACUACCAUUGUUCCUUCUCCAGUACUCGGAAUGCGAGAGAUGUAGUAGCAGCAGUAGCAGGCGAAGCGAGUUCAGAUCAUCAUCAAAAUUUUUUGAGUGCAACGCGAAAAAGGCCCCGAGAGCCCAAGAGCACAAACGAUAUCCUCGUCGCAGGUCGGAAACUUUUUGGCAGAUCCUUUGAAUUCAGGGACUUGCAUCAGUUGCGCUUAUGUUAUGAAAUAUACAUGGCAGACACACCCUCUGUGGCAGUACAAGCCUCACCGGGCUAUGGUAAGACGGAGUUGUUUCAUCUUCCCUUAAUAGCACUCGCGUCCAAGAGCGACGUGAAACAUGUGUCGUUUCUGUUUGUACCGUACACAGUGUUGCUUGCUAAUUGCAUGAUCAGGUUGCGCCGAGGCGGUUGCUUGAAUGUGGCCACUGUAAGAAACUUUAUUGAAGAGGGUUACGAUGGUGUUACUGAUUUAUACGUGGGGAUCUACGAUGACCUUGCUAGCGCCAACUUCACAGACAGGAUAGCUGGUUGGGAUAAUAUUGUUGAGUGCACCUUUAGGACCAACAAUGUAAAGUUGGGUUACCUCAUUGUAGAUGAGUUUCACAACUUGGAAACGGAGGUCUACCGGCAGCCGCAAUUUGGGGGCAUAAGGAACCUCGAUUUUGACGCUUUCGAGAAAGCAAUCUUUUUGAGCGGCACAGCACCUGAGGCUGUAGCUGAUGCUGCGUUGCAGCGCAUAGGGCUUACGGGACUGAGCAAGAAAUCGAUGGACAUCAACGAGCUCAAACGGUCGGAAGACCUCAGCAGGGGUUUAUCCAGCUAUCCCACACAGAUGUUCAAUCUGAUUAAGGAGAAAUCUGAGGUGCCUUUAGGGCAUGUGCAUAAAAUUUGGAAAAAAGUGGAAUCACCUCCCGAAGAAGCACUGAAGCUUCUUUUAGCCCUGUUUGAAACUGAACCAGAGUCGAAGGCCAUUGUAAUUGCUAGCACAACCAAACAAGUGGAAGAACUGGCCUGCUCUUGGAGGGAGUAUUUCAAGGUGGUAUGGAUACACGGGAAGCUGGGUGCUGCGGAAAAGGUGUCUCGCACGGAGGAGUUUGUCACUGACGGUGGCAUGCGAGUUCUCAUCGGAACAAAAUUAGUGACUGAAGGAAUUGACAUUAAGGAAUUGAUGAUGGUGAUCACGCUUGAUAAUAGACUUAAUAUUAUUGAGCUCAUUCAAGGCGUGGGAAGACUAAGAGAAGGAGGCCUCUGUUAUCUAUUAUCUAGAAAAAACAGUUGGGCGGCAAGGAAUCGUAGGGGUGAAUUAUCACCAAUUAAGGAAGGCUGUAUAACCGAACAGGUACGCGAGUUUUAUGGACUUGAAUCAAAGAAAGGAAAAAAGGGCCAGCAUGUUGGAUGCUGUGGCUCCAGGACGACCUGUCGGCAGACACAGUGGAACUGA